This is a messenger RNA of Coffea arabica (coffee), 690 nucleotides long. NCBI's taxonomy places the organism in Eukaryota, Viridiplantae, Streptophyta, Magnoliopsida, Gentianales, Rubiaceae. The record is from RefSeq and is a predicted model, not a curated record.
AUGGGGCAUCUGAAUUUUCUUGAUACUACUCCUUCAUUACCAUUCUUGUUCUUAUUCAUAACUAUUUUGGUCGCCAGCCAAAUUCCAUUUGGCUGCACUAGACAAGCCCAUUCUUCAAAUUACACUUGCAUUGAAAGUGAACGACAAGCUCUUCUUCGAUUCAAAAAUAGCUUGGCAGAUGAAUCUAAUCGUCUAUCUUCGUGGAUUGGAAAAGACUGUUGUUCUUGGGAUGGAAUUAGUUGCCACAAAACAACUGGCCAUGCAGUGACACUUGAUCUACGCAAUUUGGAGCAACCUGAAAUGGAUGAAGCUUUCAAUACUUCAUAUCAUUGCAGAUCUUGCCUAGUAGGUGACCAGUUAAGUCCAUCUUUGGUCAAUCUGACCAAUCUACGAUACUUGGACUUGAGCGUGAAUAAUUUUUCAGGACUUCAAAUUCCCACAUUUCUUGGAUUGCUCAAAGACUUGAGAUACCUCAAUCUCUCGUCUGCAGGGUUUGUUGGUGAAGUACCCCAUCAUUUAGGAAAUCUCUCGCAUUUACAGUACUUAGAUAUUGGUUUUGCAAGUCCAAAUAGCAUCCCAAUAGAUAAUAACUUGACAAGUAAUGAUGUGGGAUGGGUCGCUAAACUCUCUUCUCUUGAGUACCUGUCCCUAAGCGGAGUAGGCCUUUCAAAUGCUCGAGAUGGUUCCUAG